Gongylonema pulchrum is the source of this 288-nucleotide messenger RNA. Lineage: Eukaryota; Metazoa; Nematoda; Chromadorea; Rhabditida; Gongylonematidae. The record is from the annotation of a GenBank genome assembly.
AUGCCUGCUGCUCCUGGGCGGAGUGGAGCUUCAUCUGCUGCUCCGACGACUUUACCCUAUUGCCCUCUCUGCGAACUGAGCUUUUCAAAUGAAGCUGAUCGCGAGCGACAUCUCAACGCUCAUCCGGAGCUUUGGGAUAAAUGUCCUGUUUGCAUGUGUUUUGAAACGGUAUUUCCGGUGCAAACAUUCAACGAUCUUUACAAGCAUUUGCUACAGGAGCAUUUGAUCAAAACUUUGAGACCGAAUGUUUGUUUUUUAAUUUUUAACAACGAUUUGUUUAUUUUUUAA